This is a messenger RNA of Sclerotinia borealis F-4128, 690 nucleotides long. Lineage: Eukaryota; Fungi; Ascomycota; Leotiomycetes; Helotiales; Sclerotiniaceae. The record is from the annotation of a GenBank genome assembly.
AUGGCCGGCGUAACAAUAUCCAACCCUGGAUGGUGGGAAAAAAGAGAGUGCUGCGAUGGCACGAAGUUUUACUACAACGUCGCAACACAUCAAAGAACAAAACUAAACCCUAGCCGCGGUCCAUUACCCCCAGGUUGGAGCGAGUACAUUGUCGAUGGAGAAAUUCAAGCCCUUCAACAACGCACUGGAAUUAUUGCAAAGGCAGAUCCACGAUGCUAUGAGCCAGAUCACGAAAAGAGGGUUGCAGCAACAAUCCACGACUGGACUACACACCGGGCGAGUCCUCUGUAUAGCAUGCCCACUCCUCACAGCGUCCUCCGAAUCAUCUGGAGAGAUGUGGAAAUGCAUCUGCCGACAUUCCGUAGAGAUAUAGAGAAGUACGAGCAUAUGGGCACGAAGGCCACCUCUAAUCAUAAGCUCAUUGGGAGUUUGGAGGAUAACCUCCAAGCCAUUGAGACAUGGCGUGCUAUGGCCGAAGAACAAGUGGAAAAGUUAGAGAAGGAUGCCAUUGCUGCGGGAAGGAACAUCAGUGUGGAGGGGCUGCGAAGAAAAUUUGACGCAUUUCGAAACGCUGUUGAUGCUGCAGUAAAGGAAAUGCAUGAGGGAUGGUUGAAAAUAGAACACAAUAUGUAUUUGUUAGAGUCAUUAGAAGCGUUCUUCGGUUCACUGAGGAGCACAACAUGGGGGUAG